Alosa alosa (allis shad) is the source of this 10808-nucleotide messenger RNA. RefSeq names its product voltage-dependent R-type calcium channel subunit alpha-1E (gene cacna1ea). Lineage: Eukaryota; Metazoa; Chordata; Actinopteri; Clupeiformes; Clupeidae. The coding region runs from base 4 to 7644 and encodes 2546 amino acids. The transcript is spliced from 49 exons. The record is from RefSeq and is a predicted model, not a curated record. Gene Ontology annotation, molecular function: high voltage-gated calcium channel activity. Gene Ontology annotation, biological process: calcium ion import across plasma membrane; chemical synaptic transmission. Gene Ontology annotation, cellular component: voltage-gated calcium channel complex; membrane; neuronal cell body.
AGGAUGCUGGAACUGGGCGCUUGUUCGGUCAGUGCGCAGGCCGCCUUAUCUGACCGCCAUGCCCACAUCCCCCCUCCACCUCUGGCCACCGCCGGCAGCCGCGUGGGCGGCAUGUGCCCGGGCAUGGGCGAGGUCCCGACUCCCCGCUGCUACAUCCUGCCGCCCGAGGACCCGGAGAGCUGGCACAAGCACCGCAGCGGCUUUGGACUGUCCGGCGCCGGGAUGGGCCUGGGGAUGGGGAUGUCGUCAUCGUGCUCGGGCUCGCUGCUGGAGCCGCCCAGCCUGGUGGAGAGCCUGCUGUCGCGCAGCAGCAGUCGCGACACGCUCUACGUGCCCCGUGGCGCCAUGCUGCCCUCCUCGCUGGACCUGGUGGCGGCUGCCGCCCUGGAGGGCGUGGCGGGGGGACUCCCUGCACAGGCGGGCCUGGACCCUGUCAUGACCAUCAGCCCCAGCGCCAUUAAGAGGCGGCGGGGGGGUCUGAUUGAGCAGCGGGACAUCAUUAAGGCGCACCAAGCACACAAGAUACAAAGCACCCCGCAGGCCCGACGCAAGGAGUGGGAAAUGGCCCGGUUUGGUGACGAUGUCCCCGGGCUUUUGGGACCGGGGGACGGGGGAUCGGAGCGCAACAGGAGCCGCGAUGGAGCAGCGGUGUCCACAGGUGGAAUCUCACCAGCCUUCAAGCAGACCAAAGCUCAGCGAGCCCGCACCAUGGCCCUGUACAACCCCAUUCCCGUCAGGCAGAACUGCUUUACCGUGAACAGAUCGCUGUUCAUCUUUGGCGAGGACAACGUUGUUCGUAAAUACGCCAAGAAGAUCAUUGAGUGGCCUCCGUUUGAGUACAUGAUCCUGGCCACCAUCAUCGCCAACUGCAUAGUGCUAGCACUGGAACAACACCUCCCCGGGGAUGACAAGACACCCAUGUCCAAGAGACUGGAGAAAACGGAGCCCUACUUCAUCGGGAUGUUUUGUUUCGAGGCUGGAAUUAAAAUAGUGGCGCUGGGAUUUGUAUUCCACAAGGGCUCCUAUCUGAGGAACGGAUGGAACGUCAUGGACUUCAUAGUCGUCCUCAGCGGGAUCCUGGCCACAGCUGGUGCACACAUGAACAUUCCAGUUGACUUGCGGACUCUGAGGGCAGUGAGGGUGCUCAGGCCACUCAAGCUGGUCUCUGGGAUUCCCAGCCUGCAGAUCGUGCUGAAGUCCAUCAUGAAGGCCAUGGUGCCGCUGCUGCAGAUUGGCCUGCUCCUCUUCUUUGCCAUCCUCAUGUUCGCCAUCAUUGGCCUGGAGUUCUACAGCGGCAAGCUGCACAGCACCUGCAUGGCCCUGCCCAGCAUUCUGGACAAUGAGACCCUGGACAUUUCUGACGUGGAGUAUCCCUGCGGCUUCCGGCAGUGCCCCAGCGGAUACAACUGCAGCGAGUUCGCCUGGAUCGGCCCCAAUGACGGGAUCACCCAGUUCGACAACAUCCUGUUCGCCCUCCUCACUGUAUUCCAGUGCAUCACCAUGGAGGGCUGGACCACUGUACUUUACAAUACCAAUGAUGCCUUAAACCCCACGUGGAAUUGGCUCUACUUCAUCCCCCUCAUCAUCAUCGGCUCCUUCUUCGUGCUCAACCUGGUCCUGGGAGUGCUUUCAGGGGAGUUUGCGAAGGAGAGGGAGCGGGUGGAGAACCGACGGGCCUUCAUGAAGCUGCGGCGUCAGCAGCAGAUCGAGAGGGAGCUCAACGGCUACCGCGCCUGGAUCGACCGGGCAGAGGAGGUAAUGCUGGCCGAAGAGAGUAAAAACUCAGGGCCCUCUGCUCUGGAUGCUCCCGACACGCUGUCUGAAUGGGAAACAGACAGUAACCAUGUGCUGAAGAGAGCCACCAUAAAGAAGAGAGGAGAGGCUAUCCACCGGCGGCCAGGGGACGAACAGUACACAGACAUCCCCUCCAUGGGCAUGCCUCUGAACAGAGCCAGCAUCAGGAGUGCCAAGCGUGGUCCCACAGCCUACUUCCGCCGCAAAGAGCGCAUGCUUCGCAUCCAGGUGCGCCGCAUGGUGAAGACGCACACCUUCUACUGGACCGUACUGGGCCUGGUGGCCCUCAACACGCUCUGCGUGGCCAUCGUCCACCACGACCAGCCAGAGUGGCUCUCCAUCUUCCUCUACUAUGCAGAGUUCCUGUUCCUGGGCCUGUUCCUCAUGGAGAUGUUUUUGAAAAUGUACGGCCUGGGACCGCGGCUCUACUUCCACUCCUCCUUCAACUGCUUUGAUUGCGGAGUGAUCGUGGGGAGCAUCUUGGAGGUGCUCUGGGGUUUCUUCAGGCCCGGCAUGUCCUUCGGCAUCAGUGUCCUCAGAGCCCUGCGCUUGCUGAGGAUCUUCAAGAUCACCAAGUACUGGGCAUCUCUGCGGAACCUGGUGGUGUCCCUGAUGAACUCCAUGAAGUCCAUCAUCAGUCUGCUCUUCCUCCUCUUCCUCUUCAUCGUGGUCUUUGCCCUGCUGGGAAUGCAGCUCUUUGGUGGCAGGUUCACCUUCGAAGACUUCACGCCCACCAACUUCGAUACUUUCCCAGCCGCCAUCAUGACUGUCUUUCAGAUCCUCACAGGAGAGGACUGGAAUGAGGUGAUGUAUGACGGGAUCCGCUCGCAGGGCGGCGUGAGGUCCGGCAUGUGGUCGUCCAUCUACUUCAUCGUCCUCACUCUGUUUGGGAACUAUACACUCCUCAACGUGUUUUUGGCCAUUGCUGUGGACAAUCUGGCCAAUGCUCAGGAACUUACGAAGGAUGAAGAGGAGGAAGAGGCGGCAUUCAACCAGAAGCACGCACUGCAGAAGGCCAAGGAAGUGGGUCCCAUGUCGUCCAUCAUGUCCUCAGACAGGCGGAGGAGGCCCUACCUGUACAGGAGGCGCGCCAUUCACAGGAGCCGGCCUGCCUACUCCCUGGAGGAGGCGGAGAGGUUCGCUGAGAGCUCCCGGGCGCCGUCAUUCAACUCCUCUACCUCUUUCAUGUCCAGGCGAGAGCGUCGUCGUCGCUUGACCAUGUCAGUGUGGGAGCAGCGCACCAGCCAGCUGCGCCGCCACCGGCAGAUGUCCAGCCGCGAGGUCCUGUACAGCGCCAAGCCCGGCGAGGAGAACAACCACCAGGAGCUCCACCGCAAGCCCACACUCUCCCCGACCGACGGCGGCUCAUGCCGGCUGCCCAAUCCCGUCAUUGCCCCCAUGGUGGCGGCCGCUGCGGGGGCUGUGCCCGGAGAUGCCGCCGCCGGAACCACCGCCACUGCCACCCUGCCCAUGGAUCUGACGCUGGGGGAGAACCCGCUAACGCUGCCCGAGCCACCGCUGAGCCUGCCAGAACCGCCGCUGCCCAUGGAUCUGCCGCUGCCCGAGCCGCCGCUCGUAGCCGACCUGCCCAGCCCCGACGGGGCCUCCACACCCGAGGCAAAGCCGCAGGCCGCACUGGACGGCAAGCAGGGGGUCACCAACCACUACCACCAUGGCCUGGGCGCACGCCGGAUGCAUGAGCGGAGGCAGAGGGUCGCGCGGAAGAUUCGGUCGCCCGUGGGGGACACGCUCACGCCAGACAUGGGCGGGGUGAGGCCCAGGAGGCCCCGGCACCGCGAGGGCCGGGACGGGGGGGAGGCUGGCGGGAGGGACUCGCAGGAGGAGAGCAGCCGCUCGGUCAGCAGGGAGAGAGGAGCGCCGGACGCGGUCGAGCAGGAGAACCGUGAGGGAGGCACUGGUCACAGAGAAACAUCUGGAAACGAGCAGAGCAGGCACAAUGACCCAGAAUUCUCUGCCUUUCCUGACCUCUUGUCCACUACGCCCGAGUCGAGUUCGCCCCAUGCCAGGAGGAGGGAGGAGCUCUCCCAAGACGACCGCGCGACUCUACAGCUCUCCGGUGACCCAGAUCCUGACCCUUCGGACGGCCCCAAGGGUAGCGGAGAGGGCGAUGGCAACGCCGACCCAUCCAGCCUCUGCCAGGACAAGUCCCCCCUCAGCAGCAGCAUAGUCAUCGAAGUGACGGACGUGCAUACGUCCGCACUGGAGCUGACCUCCAUGGGUGGUAACACCAAAGACGUGGAGGCUGCAGUGAAGUCGGAGAAGGAGGAGGAGGAGGAGGCCAGUAAUCCACCCAAAGCCAUCUCACCCAACAGCAUGUUUAUCUUCAAACCCAACAACCCUGUCCGUAGGGCCUGUCACUACAUUGUCAACCUGCGUUACUUUGAGAUGUCCAUCCUGCUUGUGAUCGCCGCCAGCAGCAUCGCCCUGGCCGCCGAAGACCCCGUGGCCACCGGCUCGGACUGGAACCUAGUUUUGCGAUACUUUGAUUAUGUCUUCACGGGGGUGUUCACCUUUGAAAUGAUCAUUAAGAUGAUUGAUCAGGGUUUGAUUCUCCAUGAUGGCUCGUACUUUCGGGACCUAUGGAACAUUCUGGACUUCGUCGUAGUGAUUGGAGCUCUGGUGGCCUUUGCGCUCACGAAUGUGAUGGGGAAUAAUAAGGGAAGAGAUAUAAAGACCAUCAAGUCUCUGCGCGUGCUUCGAGUCCUGAGACCUUUGAAGACCAUCAAGAGACUUCCCAAGUUAAAGGCAGUUUUUGACUGUGUGGUCAACUCUCUGAAGAACGUUUUCAACAUCCUCAUCGUCUACAAGCUCUUCAUGUUCAUCUUUGCCGUGAUAGCUGUGCAGCUUUUCAAAGGGAAGUUUUUCUACUGCACGGACAGCUCCAAAGACACGCAGACGGACUGCAAGGGAUAUUACAUCGACUACGAGAAAGACAAGAAGGAGGUGAAGAAGAGGGAGUGGAAGAGGCACGACUUUCACUAUGACAACGUGGUCUGGGCCCUGCUGACCCUCUUCACCGUCUCUACAGGCGAGGGCUGGCCACAGGUCCUGCAGCACUCAGUGGACGUGACCGAGGAGGAUCGCGGUCCCAGCCGAGGGAACCGGAUGGAGAUGUCCAUCUUCUAUGUGGUCUACUUUGUGGUCUUCCCCUUCUUCUUUGUGAACAUCUUUGUGGCCCUCAUCAUCAUCACCUUCCAGGAGCAGGGCGACAAGAUGAUGGAGGAGUGCAGCCUGGAGAAGAAUGAGAGGGCCUGCAUUGACUUUGCCAUCAGCGCCAAACCACUGACUCGCUACAUGCCCCAGAACAGGCAGACCUUCCAGUACCGGCUGUGGCACUUUGUGGUGUCACCCUCGUUUGAGUACACAGUGCUGGCCAUGAUCGCCCUCAAUACCAUAGUCCUCAUGAUGAAGUAUUACUCGGCCCCACCGGCGUACGACACGGUGCUGAAACACCUGAACACGGCCUUCACUGUGCUCUUCUCUGUGGAGUGUGUGCUCAAGAUCAUGGCGUUCGGCUUCCUGAACUACUUUCGCGAUACGUGGAAUAUAUUUGACUUCAUUACCGUCCUUGGCAGCAUCACUGAAAUUGUAAUGGUGGACAUGCAGGUAAAAUCAACAUCCGUCAACAUGAGCUUCCUGAAGCUCUUCAGAGCAGCUCGGCUGAUUAAGUUGCUCAGACAGGGCUACACCAUACGAAUACUACUCUGGACCUUUGUACAGUCCUUUAAGGCUCUACCUUAUGUGUGUCUGCUCAUUGCCAUGCUGUUCUUCAUAUAUGCCAUCAUUGGAAUGCAGGUUUUUGGAAAUAUAAAGCUGGAUGAGGAGUCUCACAUCAACCAGCACAACAACUUCAAGACGUUCUUUGGAGCUCUCAUGCUUCUCUUCAGGAGUGCUACGGGGGAGUCAUGGCAGGAGAUCAUGCUGUCCUGUCUGGGGGGGAAGGACUGUGAGCAGGACCCCCUAAACAAAGGAGGCUGUGGCACAGACUUCGCCUACUUCUACUUUGUCUCCUUCAUCUUCUUCAGCUCAUUCCUGAUGCUGAACCUGUUUGUGGCGGUCAUCAUGGAUAACUUUGAGUACCUCACAAGAGACUCCUCCAUCCUGGGCCCUCAUCACCUGGAUGAGUUUGUGCGCAUCUGGGGCGAGUACGACCGUGCCGCAUGUGGCCGCAUUCAUUACACUGACAUGUACGAGAUGCUGACGCACAUGUCUCCGCCUCUUGGCCUGGGCAAGAAAUGUCCUUCCAAAGUUGCUUAUAAGAGGCUGGUGCUGAUGAACAUGCCUGUGGAUGAGGAAAUGUCCGUCCACUUCACCUCCACACUCAUGGCCCUGAUCCGCACGGCGCUGGAGGUCAAGAUCGCCCGAGGGGGAGAGGACAGAGGCCAGAUGGACAUGGAUCUGCAGAAGGAGAUCAGUGUGAUUUGGCCACAUCUCUCUCAGAAGGCCUUGGACCUGCUGGUGCCUAUUCAUAAAGCCAGUGACAUGACUAUUGGCAAGAUCUAUGCAGCUAUGAUGAUAAUGGACUACUACAAACAGAGUAAAGCCAAGAAGUUGAGACAGCAGCUGGAGGAGCAGAAACAUGCCCCCAUGUUUCAGCGCAUGGACGCCUCCUCUCUGCCUCAGGACAUUCUCAGCAAUGCCAAAGCUCUACCAUUCCUCGCUCGCAGCACUGGCUCUGCCCUGGGCGGAUUUGUGGCCUUGAGUCCCAUUUCUCCGCAGGAGUUGUUCAUGUCGCCUAUGACAUGCCAUGAUGUGGAGGAGCAGGAAGAGCCGUAUCACCACCACUACCACGGCCAUCACCUGCACACUAUGGUGCCGGAGAGCAAAGACUUUAAUCCCAUCCUUUGCCCCACUAACAGGCAGGGCUCGCCGCUCGAGGUGCCUGGCCGGGCAGUGUCCAUCCGGGCCUCCUCGAUGCCGCGGCUGGCUAUAGAAACACAGGUACCCACUGAGAGUACUCUGAUGAAGCGCUCUUUCUCCACUAUUGGAGACCAAUGUGUGAAUGACCUGUGGCAGGAGGAGUACUCUCUGGAAAGAAUCAGCCCUGACCAGCUAAACAGGCCACGCCAGCGCAGCUUCAGAGCUGUCAGGUCUAACCUCAGAGAGCAGUUGGACAAGGAGAGGGGACGUUCCAAAGAGCGCCGCCACCUCCUCUCCCCGGACGUGUCCCGCUGUAACUCGGAGGAGCGCAGCCAGCACCCAUCACGGGAACGCAAGCAGUCACGCUCACCCAGCGAAGGACGGGCACAUUCUCCGUUGAAACAGGGGAUCAACUCGGCGAGCCCCAACCCGUCCAACUCAGAGAACAGCACCCCCCGUGGUCGCCGGCAGCUCCCCCAGACGCCCUCCCGGCCUCGGCCGCACAUCUCCUACUCCCCCCUGGUGUGCCGAGCGCAGCUUCCCCCUCUGGCCUCCGCCGAGGCGCACCCCAGGACUCAGACAGAGGCCGCUGAGGCCGAGGAGCCUAGGCUGGGCGCAGGGCUGGGCGCGGGGCUGGGACCGACCCAGGGGCCCUCCGCGGUGCUCCCGAGUCUCGCUGCCCCGGCGACGGUGGCCCUUCACUCUUCCCCCCAGCGCUACAUCUCAGAGCCAUACCUGGCCCUCCACGAGGAGCUCCACAGCCUGGAGGGGGCCAGCACGGAGGAGACUCUCACCUUCGAGGCGGCCAUGGCCACCAGCCUGGGCCGCGCCAACACCAUCAGCUCGGCGCCGCAGCUGCGCCACUCCUGGCAGGUGCCCAACGGCCACUUCCGCAAGCGCCUCGGCCAGGCGUCCCCGAGCGCCGCCUGCGACCUGCUGAGCGACACCGACGAGGAUGACCGCUGCUAGGACCGCGGGGAAGGAAUGGAGUGGAUGCAUGUUCGCCCAGGAGGACUGAGGGACAGGUGAACCCCUAAAAAGAGAGAGUAUAAAGGAUGAAAAAGAGAGAGAACGAAACACAGAAAUAAAGAAGAGAAGAGGAGAGGCCAGAAGUAAGAGCUCGGGUCAUAGGUAGCUAGACUUCAACCAUGUGUUUCAACAUGUUCUGUGUUCUGUGUGUGGGAACUGAGCUUCACUUGCCAAAAUUGCAAACAAAAUCUGAUCUGCGAAUGAGUGGGAGGCAGGCACAGGCCUCAGUCUUGCUGAUCAGAGAUAGGGCUGGGUAGUAUAUCACAUUUAUCAGAUUGAUUCAAGUUUAGAUUGAAAAAGAUCUAUGUGAAAAAUGUCCUCAAUUUUCCUCAGCUGUCUCUCAAACACCAGCAGCAGGACUUACCAUCAGUUUAGAAGACGCUGCUUUUCCAACUGGCUACUGUUUUGGUUGCGACUUGCAGAGCUGCGCAGAAUCACCAUGCACACAAAUAUAAAUGUGUGCUUACAACACAGUAGCCUAGAAAUGCGCUAUAUAAAUAAACUUGACUUGACUUGACUUGACCAUUUGCAUAGGUGGUGUAGGUUCUAAAUAGAUCAUAAUUAAGUUACGCUUAAUUGACAGGUUAAAUCGAUUGCCAAAUGGGUCAUGCCAUGACCUGUUAGACACAUACAGCCCUACAGUAGUUACCGGGGAACAAUGUAGCUUAUAGUUUAAAAAGUAUUAAAAAUCAUCUGAGCACUGAACAUUUUGCCAUAUGCCAUUUGGCCAUAUCGCCCAGCCCUAAUCAAAGAAUAGUGCUGAAGUGAAGCUAAAUGUCCUGAAAAAUGUCAUUCUUUUUACAUGUGGGUUCUUUGCUGUACAGCUAUGUUCUUUGGGGCAUCAAAUCUUUCUCUCCAGCCACAUUUGGUCUCUAUCAAGCUGAGGCGUAUGAAGCUGACAAGGAUGAGGAAUGUAACCCAGACGUCGUUCCCUUUGCUAUUGCCAGGGUAAGGCAUCAUAUUUCGCCUUCAAACUCGGCGAGAAAGAGAGAGAAUGUGGUAUGUAGACCUGUUGGCUGUCCUUGGCUGAUCCUUUGGCGGCUGACACAUCAAACACAGCAGCCCGAGCGCUUUUGUUCGAGCCGCUACGCUUGUAUCUCUGCGUCACUUCGGCAGCAACCCUUCUCAGGCUUUUUAAACUCUUUCAGGUGAGGGUGAGAGAAACAAACUCCUAGCCAGCCCACUACUGCAAAGUCGCAAGGCUAGAAAUCCUUAAACAUUACCUAAGGCCCAUGAUUCAUUAGUGGUGAGAGCUCUGUAGCAUCUUUAGUUCCUGUUUCAAUUCGUAGCUAAUCUGUUGAAAUAUAAAUGCAAUUUUCUGGUGGUAUAUUUUUUGGAUCUGAUCUUUCUUAGUGGCAGUGGAUCACUUUGUAAGACGUUUGAUGGUAGAGGAAGCUUGAGUGUCUGCUGUGAAUAGACUUGAAAGAGAAGGUUGUUGUAGGCUAAAUCCCAUAUUUGUCCAUUGUUUUAAUGCUUUUUCAGAAGCAACAGCUCCUUACCAAAUGCUAUCUGAGACUGAGUUGACUCUCUGCUUCAAAGCUCUAGCAAGCAUGUGCAAGCUGGGAAGAAUGGUAUAAAAACUGGGUGUUGUUUAAAUGAGUUUGGUCCAUGUUGGUCUCUGUUGUCACAAGUGUUGAAGGCAUUGUUGCAGUAAUUUCUCUCAAUAUGACACAGAGUAAGUGACACUGUCGAAUUGGCAAAGACUUCUGUGCAUCUUGAAAAGCCUGCAAGUUAGAUGAUUAGAAAUGAUGAUAAUCCGAAACAACCCUUUAAACAUAAAGUGUAAACAGGUUGUGCACUGUGGAAUCUUGAGUGGAGAGGUUUGAGAAGCAUAUUGACCCAUGGCAGUAGGAAAUAUCAUUUCACUAGAUUGUGCAUGUCCCUGGUAAGCGUUCUGGCCUUGAAUGCUAGAGCUUCACUGAAGAAAAACUAUGGCUCUUGUAACAUAUGUAAACAUCACGAUGUUCUGGACAAAUCUGAAAUGUCUCAGAAGCCAUGUUUAGUUUCUAUUCUUCUGUAAAUAGAAAAGCCAUGUCACAGAAUGUCUCUUUUCCCUUGGGUCAGUUAAUCCAAUAGUUUGUCCUAAGCAUCCAUGCAUCAUAUGAUCAUCCCUGUUUUCUCUGAAUUUCUUAUAUUCAUAAACCACUGUAGUAAUCACCCAUCUGCAUGUCAGUAUUUCAUAAAUACUCUCAUACCACUAUUACUCAACAAACAUUACCAUCUGUUUACUCUGAGCGCGGUUGGGGGGGGAAAAAUGCAAAUAUGGGGUUGAACUCAUCUUGCUCUGUGUCCAAAAACUGUAGCCGUUCAUUAGAAUGUGAAUGUAUGCUCUUGACCCUGAUGUAGUUCUUGUAUUGGUGUGGACGGUGAAGGAGAAGGUCUUUGAGACUACUGGAUUUAGUAUGGCCAAUGUUAUGCCAGAUCUAAUUUGUGGAACAACUGAGCAUUGUAGUCUGGGUAUUGUAGUUUUCCAUCAGAUGUAGCAAAGAUGGCAUUGUAUCAUAGGUUUCACAUGACUAUGAGUCAGUCAUCUUGUUUGAUUCCAUUGAACAUGAAAGAAAAAAAGAGAUACUAUUUUUUAUUUUUCAUAUAACUCCAUAAAUGUGGCAGUGUUUUGGUUCUAUCAUAUCAUUGAAGAUGAUCGCCAUAACUUCUGUUGUACAAAUUUCAAAACUGAAAAUCUUUUUGGUUUCAACCUAAACUUCAGUAUUUGAAUGAUCUAGAUCCAGAUUUUUCAGAAACAAAUGAAAAACAGUUAUUUUCCCAUUCAACAAAAAAAAAAACAAGAAUUUAAAUAAGAAUUUAUAUUCCAUGUAUUGUGUUGUAAUUUGUUCCUUUGCCAUGUUUUCUGAAAUGUGAAUAGGCCGUAUUUGGUACAUGUCUCUCUGGUCCUUGUGGGUUGCUGUUCUGUGAACCAUAUGAAAUUUAAAGGGUUGAUGUUGCACCUGAUUCUCUGGUAUAGAAAAAGUACUGCUUUUUACAUAUGUAGUAUAUAUCAGUGGUUCUCAAAGUAGGGUCCUGGGACCCCUGGGGUUCUGUGAUCUAUAGCCAAGGGGUCCGCAAAAUAAUUUGCAUUAAAUUAUAAAGUUGUGGUUUAUCAUUUU